GUUUGGAUUUUAUUAGUUUCUUUUUGGUUUCUUUGUUUGGAUUUUAUUCGUUUCUUCUUGGUUUCUUUGUUUGUUGUUUGGAUUUUAUUCGUUUCUUCUUGGUUUCUUUGCAUUUUAUCAGUUUCUUCUUGGUUUCUUGGUUUGCUGUUUGGAUUUUAUUAGAGUAGUUAGUUCUUGGUUUGUUUGUUCGUUGAUUUGCAUUUUAGUAGCGUAGUUAAUUUUUUCUUGGUUUGUUUGUUGUUUGUUUGUUGUUUAUUAGCGUAGUGUUUUCGUAGGUAGAGUUUUUGAAUUUUUUAAAGUUAGGUGUUUGUUUAUCUUUUAGUGUCGAGUGUACAUAGUGUAGAUUUUGUAAAUACGUUUUAAGUUUCAAAUUUGUUAGUUAGUUAGAGAGUUAGGGAGUUUGUUAGGGAGUUAGGAAGGGAGAUGCUGAGGAAACACCAGAAAAUGCUCCAAUGCCUCCGGGCCAGAUUCUUAAGGGGGAAGGUUGCCCCUCUGGCCCCUACGGAGAGCGGACGGGAGGAUGCAGCUGCCGUCCCGCCAACCCUGGUUGUGGCCGCCUACCUGGGCGGAAAGAAGGGGCCCAACCAGGAGCUGGCCUUCCUCCGGGCCGUGAGGAGGGUGUGCGAGGCCUGCAAGGGCAAGGGCCUCCGCACCCUCCCGUUCAGCAAGCAGGCCGUCGGGGAGGAGAUCCUGGACAUCAUGGAGGAGGCCUUCUUCAACCUCACGGAGCCCUUCGUGGAGGCCAUGGCGACCGUCCAAAAGCUCAGCCAGUUCCAGCCUCCACUGGGCCCAGAUCUGAGGAGCUCCAUCGUGGCCUGGGCUGUCCGGCUGAUCGUGAGCGGCAGCCCAGGCCCCCACCAGCCCCACCAGCUGGAGCUCCAGGACAGGGCUGAGAAGGGCCUCCGUGAGAUGUUGGAGCAGCUGCUGAGGGAGGACCCGUCGGCAGGGCACGUGGUGGGACUCCUGGAACACCUGGCCUACUGGCUGCAGACCAGCUGUCCCACCGCCCGGUCCAGGGCCGCCUCCCUCAGCAGCUGCCUCCUUCAAUUUGCCGGCCGCCUGCCCUCCUUCCCGAUCCGGGACAGCGCUGCCCUGGGGAACCUGCUGGACACCGGGAUCCGGGAACAGGCCAGGGGGACCCUGGGCCAGCUGCACAGGCUGCUGCAGUGCCGGCGGGGGCUUCGCAAGAAGACCAGGGGCCCCCGCUGGGAAGUGGACCCAGGGCAGCCCUGGAAGGAGGGCUUCUUGCACCUCCGCCACGUGGGUGAGGUGUUCCUGGGACACCUCACCCCGCAACAGAAGGAAGCCUUCGCCCAGGCAGCGUGGGGCAACCUCUCCCACCUGGCCCAGGACUGGGUGCGGGAGGGGAGCCUCGUCCUCCUCUACUCCGUCCUGGGCCGGGCAGACCAGCUCCUGGAGGAGAAGGAGGAAGACGACCUCCGGAUGAGCCUCUCUGCCCUCACCUCACAGCUGUGGAAGGAGCAGGGAGGCUCCGAGGUGAGAUCCAGGCAUCCUGCUAGGAGGCUGGUAAGGCCACAGUUUCCACAGAAAUGUGGGUCCUUAGAGCCAUCAAAGGAGCCAAGGGUGCUGAAGCUCCACAAUGAGGCUCGUCCUCGGUCGCCUCAGCUGGCCCCUAAGAGCCCCGAGAGCCCCUAUUCUGCUCAAAUCUGA
This is a messenger RNA of Sphaerodactylus townsendi, 1671 nucleotides long. RefSeq lists its product as uncharacterized. The record is from RefSeq and is a predicted model, not a curated record. The coding region runs from base 424 to 1671 and encodes 415 amino acids. The transcript has 13 exons. NCBI's taxonomy places the organism in Eukaryota, Metazoa, Chordata, Lepidosauria, Squamata, Sphaerodactylidae.